AUGUCUGAGAUUUCAUUAAGCAAUCGUACAUCCAACCAGAGUCUAGCAUCAGUUCAGUUCGCUUCUAAACAUUAUGAAUUAUCAGAAGCCGAGCAAAAAAAUUCUGAUGAUAUAGAUGAAGGUAAAGUUGCCAUUGUGUCGAUGAAGAAGUUAUCAUUUACCGAGUGCGCAAAUUUAGUAUUAGACGGCCGAUCUACCAAAGAAAAUAAUAAAGAUACCGAUGAUUAUAAUGAGUUAUAUGAUAAUGAAGGAAACAAAAUAGACAUAGAAGUGAUUGACGAAGAAGUUACUGAUAAUAAUUUCGGUGGGACGGCGUUAAUGACACCUAGGACAACGAGAACCCCAAAUGAUUGGGCUUGA
Messenger RNA from Entrophospora sp. SA101, 360 nucleotides. The record is from the annotation of a GenBank genome assembly. Lineage: Eukaryota; Fungi; Glomeromycota; Glomeromycetes; Entrophosporales; Entrophosporaceae.